AUGUCGCCCCACUCCAUCUCUUCACCCCCGGUUCCUUCGGCCGCCAACAUGACCUCGUCGUCGACCCCACUCGGUAAUGUCAAUGCUGCCAGACGCCCUGCCCCAACCGUCAGCACUCUCGGUCGUGGAGGUGCUGUCAACCCCGACAUCAUUGCCAGAAUGAAGGCCUUCCACAUGAACAGACAGGGUCGUGCACCUCCCACCACUCCUGGCGCUACCACUCCCGGCCCCGGCGGUCCAUCUCCGACCGGUCCUCAGAUGCCUGGUGGCCUUCCCGCUAACUUCCGUAUGCCACCCGGCAUGACUUUGUCAGGCAUGAACGGCGGUGCCGGCGGUGACUCUGCCCCACCCAAGCAAGAAUCCGCAAUGGACAGAUACGCCGAAUACAUUGACAAGGAAACAGGCAGUCUCAAGUUCAAGGGCAAGGCUGUUCUCAACAGCAAAGGAGUCCAAUUCUCGUCAGGCCAGUCAUUCCAGAUUUCGCUGGACGAAGUCGACACACUUGAUGAGCUAGGCAAAGGAAACUACGGUACAGUCUACAAAGUCCGUCAUUCAAGACCGCAAAUGCGCAAGGUCGGUCAAGGUUUGGCUGGAAACAAGGCUGGACCUGGCGAGACAAGAGAUGAGACGGCCGCUCCUCGCGGAAAUACAACAGGCAUUGUCAUGGCCAUGAAGGAGAUGCGUCUCGAGCUUGAAGAUUCAAAGUUUGCGACCAUCAUCAUGGAACUUGACGUCUUGCAUCGAGCCGUCUACAUCUGUAUGGAGUUCAUGGACGGUGGUUCCAUGGAUAAGCUGUACGGUGACGGUGUGCCUGAGAACGUUCUCCGCAAGGUCACUCUCGCAACAACACGCGGUCUCAAGUCCCUCAAGGAUGAACAUAACAUCAUUCAUCGCGAUGUCAAGCCAACGAAUAUUCUUGUCAACACGGCUGGUGCCAUCAAGAUUUGCGAUUUCGGUGUCAGUGGAAACCUGGUCGCCUCGAUCGCAAAGACAAAUAUCGGAUGUCAAUCUUAUAUGGCUCCUGAACGUAUCAGCUCUGGUGGAGUUGCUCAAGCUGGUGCCAACCCUGGUGGUGGUACCUACAGCGUCCAGAGUGAUAUCUGGAGUUUGGGUUUGACCAUUAUUGAGUGCGCCAUGGGCAGAUACCCAUACCCACCCGAAACAUAUGACAACAUCUUCAGUCAAUUGAGUGCAAAGCCACCAGAUCUUCCUACCGGCGAAUUCAGCGAUGCAGCACGCAACUUUGUUGCAGGCUGCUUGAACAAGAUCCCCAAGCUUCGACCCACAUACGCCAUGCUACUUCAACACGCAUGGCUCGCUCCAUUGAUAAAACCCGACGUCAUUGCCGAAGAAGACGAAGAAGAGGCCGAGGCCGAAGCCGAGGAUGCCUCUGCAACGCAAGGAGAAGGUCUUGGUGCGUCGGAGAGCGAGAUUGACGCAGCAUCCAAAGCACAACAAUCCGGAGACACUGAGAAGUGGGUCGACCGUGAGGUUGGUGAAUGGGUGCGCGGGCAGAUCGAGAAGAAGAGAAACGGCACAUUGGGCAGAAAGGCGAAGCCUGCACUUCAUGCGGCGCCGCUCGAUGCUACAUCGAGUACCAACUCCAACAAGGGUGCGGUAGCAGUAUAG
Molecule: messenger RNA, 1629 nt
Organism: Aureobasidium vineae
Lineage: Eukaryota; Fungi; Ascomycota; Dothideomycetes; Dothideales; Saccotheciaceae
Source: the annotation of a GenBank genome assembly